This is a messenger RNA of Danio rerio (zebrafish), 3852 nucleotides long. The record is from RefSeq and is a predicted model, not a curated record. Lineage: Eukaryota; Metazoa; Chordata; Actinopteri; Cypriniformes; Danionidae.
GGCUUUUCACGGGCCACGUCACGUCACGGAGGGGGAAGAAACGGAUUCCUGAGCGCUGCUCGAGUUUCCUGCGAUCACAUCCUCAGACCUACAGCGGACCGAGACGUCGCGCUUUUCCUCCUCACAGACACCCAGGCGGCGUUUUUUUGCAAAAAAUGAUGUUUCGGUGUUUACCCGUGUUUUUCCUCCUGGCUGUAGUCUGCUGUCAUGCCGAGGAGGCUCAAAGCAAAUCAAAGGUGUGUGCUAAUGUGUUCUGUGGUGCUGGACGAGAGUGUGCCGUGAAUGAGAAAGGAGAACCCAGCUGUCUGUGCAUUGAGCAAUGCAAGACUCAUAAGCGCUCGGUGUGUGGCAGUAAUGGAAAGACAUACCGGAACCACUGCGAACUGCAUCGUGAUGCCUGUCUCACUGGACUGAAGAUCCAAGUGGCUCAUGAUGGACACUGCAAAGAGAAGAAGAAGGAGAAGGCUGCGGCCAGUCCAGUCGUGUGUUAUGUUGCUGAUCGUAACGAGCUGCGCAGACGUGUGAUCGAGUGGCUGCAGACGGAGGUUGUUCCUGAUGGCUGGUUCACCAAGGGCUCCAACUUCACUGAUAUCCUCCUCAAGUACUUUAAGAAUUAUGAUAAUGGAGACUCUCAGCUGGAUUCUGCAGAGCUGCUCAAGUUCAUCCAGCACAACGAGACAGCCGUUCAGAUGAGCUCCUAUGCCGAAGAGGAAAACAACCGCCUUCUCAGGAGUCUGUGUGUGGACGCUCUUAUUGAGCUCUCAGAUGAGAACGCAGACUGGAAACUGAGCUUUGACGAAUUCCUCAACUGCCUGAAACCAGGCUUCAGCCCUCCUGAGAAAAAGUGUGCUCUAGAAGAUGAGACAUAUGAGGAUGGUGCAGAGACGCAGGUGGAGUGCAAUCGCUGCGUCUGCGCUUGUGGAAACUGGGUCUGCACCGCCAUGACUUGUGAUGAGAAAACCCCGGUUUUUGACACUGAAGGGGAUCAGGAGAUGACUGAAGAGGAGUGGACCCGCCGUGUGGCUGAACUCAACAAACAUCAGGAAACUGUGGAGAAGAUGAAGACCAGCACAAAGGAAGUCUAAACCAGGACCGAGACGAGAGGAGGGACAAAAUGUGGAAGAUUUCCUCUCCUACUGAUCAGGAUUCCUGAGAUUAUGUACUGUUUUUGGAAGAAUCACAGCAUUUUGUUUGAAUAGGUUAUUACUUUUAAUGCUAUCAGUACUGCAUCUAUUAAUGUGUUAUGUAUUUUUUUGUUUUUCUUUAUAUUUUAUUAGCUUUUCAAUAUGGGUUCAAGUGCUGUAAAUUGUUUGAUUGUGUCACUCAAAACGUUGCCGAAGAGGCCUCAGCACUUUGUUACAGAGGCCAUCGUUUUACUAUUUUUUGAUUUUUUGUAUUACUCUUUAUACCAUUUAUUUGUUUGUCUAUCUGCAGUUAUAUGUGGAAAUAUGUUUUUUUUUUUUUUUUUUUUUUGAGACAAUGGCAAUAGAAGAUGAAUAGGAAAAUGAAUAGGACAGGUUCGAGAGUGAUUCUGAGAGAGCCGAACACCACGGGUUCAUCCAUCACAAAAGCUUCAGGCAGACUGGUAAAUGCUAAUGCUAAUGCAUCUACACACUAGCGAAAGCUAAAAAUGUGACUUGAACGAAGCUCAGCCAUGGUGGCUCUCUAUUUCACUCUCGUCAUGAAGGCAGUCAUAGUCUUGAGACCUUUCGUAAAGGUGCUAAUGUUAGUAUUCAUCUGUUUGCUGCUUUGCUCUCUUGCUCUAGAUGGUGGAAAAUGCUCACUAGAAGCUAAAAAGAGUGGAUCCAACCCUGUUUUCUUCUGGUAUUAACACAUGCUUUCAGUAUUCCAGUGGUCAGAUUAGAUGCAUCACCACAGUAUUAAAAUCUGCAUGAGCUGGAAGUUGCUGAGACUUUUACAGAGUACAUACAGGAAUCAGAGAGCGAAAUUCAAUACCUCUCAAGACCUUUUUAAGACCUUUUAACCACUUAUCAACCUGAAACACUGGCAAAACUUUAACUUACAGUAUAUUUACCAAAUAUUAAUGUAAAAAACUAAUCCAAAACUAAGACAUCAUUCAUAUACUUAAAAAAAUCCAUUAAAUCUAGCUAAUUCAGCAGGUUGGCACAGAACUGCAGAAAUAAUGGUGUUGCUGCAAUAAACAAAGCAGCAUGAUGUCAAAUCUAGCAAGAUUUUAUUGAUUUCAUAAACUACACAGCAUCCUGAUUAAAUGUAAUACCUUGCAAUAUAGCAUUUAAGACUUUUUAAUACUUUUUAAGGGCCUUUAAUUUCUUUACAUUGAUUUGUCAUCUUUUAAUACUUUUUUAGGACCCCGCAGACUUUUAUUUCAGUAUGUUGAUGUACUUCCAACUGUAUGAAACUGUAUGAAACUUGCGCUUUAUCCCCUCACAGCAAAUUAAUGGUUAGGGAGGCGUGGUUAGGAAUAUUACUUUGUUUCUAUAUAAGUCAUCAAAGUGAUGUCAACAGAAGGACCGCCAUUCCAAAUUUAGAAGGAAAUUGUUAGAUUUGACUAAAGAUUACCAAAAUUAACCUUUUUUCAGUGAAUUAAUUUGCACAGAUGAAUUUUUCACCUGAAGAAUAACAACAUGAGCUAGCAAAAUAAACUAUUGAGUAAAUUUUGAUUUCAUGUGGCCUAAAAUAUUCAUUCAAAUACAUGUCUUUUGGCCAAUUGUGUUGUGUUGCCAAUUCCAUCACAUCACUUUUAGUAUGAGCAAGCAGGAAAGCAAAUAUAUGAAAAAACUAUGGAUGGCAACAACAUUUUCAAACAUAAUCUGUGUUUUAAUACAACACAGCUAUUUAUGAGUUAACAUCUUGUUAUACUGCAAUUCAGUUUUUUUGCAGAAGGUGGUCUUUUGAGGCUACUUGAAAUGCAUUGAACUAGCCACAAAAUUAGUUUACACUACAAAAACAAUCUCAUUGAAUGCAUUUUCGCCAACCUCUAGAUCUAUGCAAAAGUGCAUUCAAACUUGCAUUUAGUUUCAUAAACUUUUGAUAAGUUUGACGAAAAUGGAUCUUAAAGGGUUAGUUCACCCAAAAAGGAAAAUUCUGUUAUUAAUUACUGACCUUCUCGUCGUUCCAAUCCUCUGAGACCUUCGUUCAUCUUGGGAACACAAAUUAAGAUAUUUUAGACAUUCAAAGUCCAGAAAAGAAAACAAAAACAUUGUCAAAAAAUGUCAUGUGACUUCAGUAGUUUAACUGUAAUCAUACGAAGCUCCAGGGUUCUGAGCUCAGGUAGACACCCUAAUACGUUAUUCGUCUUAUCAGGAUAGAGAGAGAUAGGGUCCGAGCACAGUAUCUAGCCCUGCUCCACAACCAACUCCCUCCCUAUAGGGUGGAGGGAUAUCAAAUUCAAGAGAAAACGAAGGUAUGGCAUGUUUGACUAUUUAUAAGGGUUUAGUCUUGAGCUGAUUGGAUAAUAGAAUGAUUGUCUGUGAUGAAUUAGCCUCGUCAAAGACUGAUAGUGCUCCUCCAAAUUUGUUUAUAAAUCAUCACUAAAUGUGUGCCCUAAUUUUACCUAGAAGAACAAAAAUGCACUUUUUGUGCGCAAAAAUGUUCUUGGAGCUUCAUAUUAUUAGUUAAGUCACAUGGAUUGUUUUAACUAUAUCCUUUUAGUUCCUUUUCUGGACUUUAAACAUCCUGGAAUUCUUGCUGUCUAUAGAGGAUGAGAAAACUCUCAGACUUCUUCUAAAAUAUAUUAUUUGUGCUUCGAAGAUGACCAAAUGUCUUCGGGGUUUAGAACGACAUGAGUGUUGAGUAUUUUCAACAGAAUCUCCAUUUUUGGCUGAACAAACCCUUUCAUACCAGGUGAAAACAGGAUAUCUGUGAAAAAAA